AUGGGGAGGCGCAGCGGCCAGACGUUUGGUGCGGUGGAGGGGCAGAGCUGCGGCCUGGGGCCAGCGGGGCACUGGCUCACCCCCGUGUGCCGGGACCUGGGACCAGGCCCGGGAAAAGCGGCUCUCCAGCAGCACGGCCCCGGGAACAAGACCGCCUGGGAGGCCGCCCAGCCCACCCGCAGACCAGGCCUCCCGCCGCGCGCCCUGAGGCCGGGGAGGCCUGCGCUUUCCCUAGAGAAGGUGGAGGGAGCCCGCGGGCACCCCGAGGCAGCGCGCGGUCGGCGGGCCCUCAGAAGUCCGGGACACAGGAGCCGCAGCGCCGCGGCCGCGGCCUCUCUCACCUGCGCCGCGGCCCGCGGGCGGGGGCGGGGCGGGGGCGUGGCCGCCGUGGACCCCGCCCCCCCGGGCACCUACCCCGCCGGCCCGGGCCUCGGGCCCCCGACUCCCCGCCGCCGCGCCGUCGACGCUCGGUCCGCGCCCAUGGCCGGGAAGGCGCUGUCGCUGCUGCCGCCGCUGCUGCUGGCCGCGGCGGGCCUCGCCGGCCUCCUGCUGCUGUGCGUCCCCACCCGCGACGUCCGGGAGCCGCCCGCCCUCAAGGUGCGCGCUCCACUCCCCGCGCGGCGGGCGGGCGUCCCGGGCCCCAAACCCGCGCUCCGGCCCCGGUAUGGCAUCAUCCUGGACGCCGGCUCCUCCCACACGUCCAUGUUCGUCUAUAAGUGGCCGGCGAACAAAGAGAACGACACCGGCAUCGUGGGCCAGCACAGCUCCUGUGACGCGAGCGGCGGGGGCAUCUCUAGCUAUGCUGACAACCCUUCUGGGGCCGCGCAGAGUCUUGUGGAAUGCCUGAACCAGGCGCUUCGCGAUGUCCCCAAGGAGAGACAUGCGGGCACGCCCCUCUACCUGGGCGCCACAGCGGGCAUGCGGCUGCUCAAUCUGACCAGUCCAGAGGCUUCGGCCAACGUGCUCGCGGCCGUGACGCAGAAGCUGACCCAGUACCCCUUUGAUUUCCGUGGUGCCCGCAUCCUCUCGGGCCAGGAUGAGGGGGUGUUUGGCUGGGUGACCACCAACUACCUGCAGGAGAACUUCAUCAAGUAUGGCUGGGUAGGCCGGUGGUUCCGGCCAAAGAAGGGGACGCUGGGGGCCAUGGACCUGGGGGGCGCCUCCACCCAGAUCACCUUCGAGACAGCCAGCCCAGCUGAGGACCCAGCCAACGAGGUCCAGCUGCGGCUCUAUGGCCAGCACUACCGCGUCUACACCCACAGCUUCCUCUGCUACGGCCGCGAACAGGUCCUCCGGCGGCUGCUGGCCAGUGUCCUCCAGAACCACGGCUUCCACCCCUGCUGGCCGAAGGGCUAUUCCACUCACGUGCUGCUCCGCGAUGUGUACGAGUCGCCGUGCACCGCAGCCCAGCGGCCCCAGCCCUUCAACAGGAGCGCCAGGGUCCGCCUGUCGGGAAGCGGUGACCUUGCCCUGUGCCGUAGCCUUGUUGCUGAGCUCUUCAACGUCUCCUCCUGCCGCUUCUCUAGAUGCUCCUUCAACGGCAUCUUCCAGCCCCCUCUGGCUGGGAAGUUCAUCGCCUUCUCUGCUUUCUUCUACACGGUGGACUUCCUGAGAACUGCGAUGGGGCUGCCUGUGGAAACCCUGGAGCAACUAGAGGCAGCGGUGGUCACCGUCUGCAACCAGACGUGGAGAGAGCUGCAGGCUCGGGCCCCGAGGGAAGGCGCCCGCCUGCCCGACUACUGCGCCGCAUCCACGUUCGUGCAGCAGCUGCUGAGCCGCGGCUACGGCUUCGACGAGCGCGCCUUCAGAGGCGUGGCCUUCCAGAAUAAGGCCGGAGACACCGCGGUGGGCUGGGCGCUGGGCUGCAUGCUGAACCUCACCAACCUGGUCCCCGCCGAGCCGCCGGGGCUGCGCAAGGGCACAGACUUCAGCUCUUGGGUCGUCCUCCUGGCGCUCUUCGGCGCCAUGCUCCUGGCUGCGUUCGUCCUGCUGCUGUGCCAGGCGCGCUUCACCAAGUCGCUGAGCAUCGUCUAGGGCUGGGCUGGGGGCAGCCGCCCUAGCCGCACGCACCCCCCGUCCCCGUAGCCCCCAAUCCCGCACCCACCCCACCCUCAACAUCUCUGUUCCUAAUGCAGCCCGGGAGCAGCACUCUAGCUUCCACGCCCACAUUUGGCCGGGCCGGGUGAAAGGAACGGAACCCAGCCCCCUCCGGCCGCGUCCAGCCUUGGCUUCACCUCAAGGCCUUGGGCGCCUUCUCCUCUCACUGGGGUGGGGGAUUCAGACAC
Molecule: messenger RNA, 2285 nt
Organism: Hippopotamus amphibius kiboko
Lineage: Eukaryota; Metazoa; Chordata; Mammalia; Artiodactyla; Hippopotamidae
Gene: ENTPD2
Product: ectonucleoside triphosphate diphosphohydrolase 2
Exons: 11
Coding region: 1-2034 (677 amino acids)
Biological process (GO): nucleoside diphosphate catabolic process
Cellular component (GO): plasma membrane
Molecular function (GO): GDP phosphatase activity; UDP phosphatase activity
Source: RefSeq, a predicted model, not a curated record